GGAAAGGUGCUUGAUAUUUUGGAGAAUAAUGUCGCCUGAGUUUAAGGCAUAUGUGAAAUUGAAACUAAAACGCAGACUGAAAACAGCUGAAACAAUCCAUUCCGUGGAAAGAUCUCCGCGAAUUCGCGGGUUUGACAUCGCUCACCUUUUAAUUAAUAGGUUAUAGAUUAAAAACAAUUAUAGACGACAAAAAUGAUGCUUAGAACGUGCGUGUUCGCUAUGGCUGUAGGUCUAUGCAUUGACAUAACCACAUUUUGCGCCACGGGUUUUGGCGCAUCUAUUUCCAAAACUGGACCAAUAAGUUUUGACCUUUUUGGAAAUCUGUUGCGUCUAUGGGUUGUAGCGGGGAUUCGAUUAGUUAUACUAUUUGGUGUAUCGCUACUCACACUAGGAUCGAUUAAACCCGUAUUGAAGCGCUGGUUAACAGUGCACUGUUUCCUUGCCCCGGUCUACGAGACCGGGCAACUGAUGCUGCAUGGCAGUUCACCGGAGAGCACGCAUGGAUCGUUGGGGGGUCCAAGUUUGUGGCUAUUGUGUACCGCGGCAGCAGCUGCAGCAGCCCUGUUUUGGGAGAAAACCUUCCCUGACAGCAACGAAGAAAGUAACGGGAAAGAGAAGACACAGAAGGCACGAGUGCUGUUCAUGAGAGUCCUCUACUUCUACAGACCUGACACCCUCCUUUUGGUUGGAGCGUUUAUAUUCCUGUCACUGGCUGUCCUCUGUGAAAUGUUCAUCCCAUUCUAUACAGGAAAGGUGAUUGACAUCUUGGCUUCCCAGUACAAGUGGAAUGACUUUCUCACAGCUAUCAUCCUCAUGGGGCUCUACUCUUUGGGAAGCUCAUUCAGUGCAGGCUGUCGUGGAGGCCUCUUCAUGUGUGCCAUCAACAGCUUCACCUCUCGAAUUAAAGUAGAGCUGUUUGGGGCCCUGGUGAAGCAGGAUAUCAGCUUCUUUGAGACCAUCAAGACAGGUGACAUCACGUCCAGGCUGUCCACAGACACCACUAAGAUGGCCCGGGCGGUGGCCCUGAAUGUCAACGUCCUACUGAGGACCCUCAUUAAGAUUGUGGGUAUGCUGUCGCUCAUGAUGAGCCUGUCCUGGAAGCUCACUCUGCUCAUGCUGAUGGAGACGCCCAUCACCGGCCUGCUGCAAGGCGUCUAUGACAACUAUUACCUGAGGCUCACUAAGGAGGUGCAGGACUCCAUGGCCAGGGCGAACGAGGCAGCGGGGGAAACAGUAGCAGGAAUCCGGACCGUGCGAAGCUUUAACACAGAGCGGAGUGAGGCUGGUCAUUAUGACCACAGGUUGAUGGACACCCACAAUCUCAAGACCAGGCGGGACACCGUCAGGGCAGUGUACGUGCUCCUGAGAAGACUAACAGCGCUGGUAAUGCAGGUGGCCAUGCUGUACUAUGGCAGACUGUUUAUCCAGCGAGGUCAGAUGAGCACUGGGAACCUGGUCUCUUUCAUCCUCUACCAGUCUAACCUGGGAACCAACAUCAGGACUUUGAUUUACAUCUUUGGCGACAUGCUGAACUCGGUGGGGGCGGCUGGUAAGGUGUUUGAGUAUCUGGACAGAGAGCCCCAGGUCAGCGCCAAGGGGACCCUCCAACCAGAGACCUUAACUGGACACGUCCACUUCCACAACCUCUCCUUCUCCUACCCCACCCGCCAGGAGCGCAAAGUACUGCAGGGCUUCUCUCUGGAGCUGAGGCCGGGUCAGCUGACUGCUUUGGUGGGGCCGUCAGGAGGGGGGAAGAGCACCUGUGUUAGUCUGCUGGAGAGGUUCUAUCAGCCUCAGCAGGGAGAGAUCCUAUUGGAUGGACAACCACUGCACAGCUACCAGCACCACUACCUACACAGGAAGGUAGCCAUGGUGGGCCAGGAACCUGUUCUGUUCUCUGGGUCCAUCAAGGACAACAUUGCCUACGGCCUGGCAGACUGCUCUUUGGAGAGGGUGCAGGAAGCUGCUCGCAGAGCCAACGCCCACAGCUUCAUCAGCCAACUGGAGAAGGGUUAUGACACAGAUGUAGGAGAGCGGGGUGGUCAGAUGUCCGGUGGUGAGAAGCAGCGUAUUGCCAUCGCCAGAGCUCUGAUCAGAGAGCCACAGGUCCUCAUCCUGGACGAGGUCACCAGCGCACUGGACACUGAGAGCGAACACAUGGUCCAGGAGGCCCUGGCUAGCUGCCCCUCCCAGACCCUGCUGGUGAUUGCUCACAGGCUGAAGACAAUCGAGAGGGCAGAUCAGAUCAUUCUGAUUGACCAAGGAACCGUCCUGGAGCAGGGCACUCACCAGGAGUUGAUGGACAGGAAGGGGGGCUACUACAAACUAAGAGAGAGACUCUUCACAGAAGACGACACGUCACAUUGACCAAAGAAAUCCUCCUGUUUGAACUGUAAAUAUUGAUGUCAUUUUCUCACUUUCACUCUGACCAAUACUCACAACCUCCCAAUAUACUGUAAAUUACAUGUACAUCAAAAAUGUAUUUAAAUAUUGAAUAUAGUUAGGUAUAUAUUUUUACUUCAUAGGAGAUGGACACUUCUGUUGGUGACAUUUUAUUAUGUUGUAUGACUCUAGGAGUGGUUUUUAUUUUAUUUGAUUGUAUUCUUACUAUUCUUCUAUUUCUUAAUGUUCGAUGAAGAAAUAGAAGGGCAAUGAGUGACCCACAUUAUAAAACCAUUUAUGAUGUUCUGGAGCAAAGGUCUCUUAUGUUGUCUAACCAAGGGAAUAAAUGAUCUAUUAAACAUUUUAACCUCUCGCUAAACCACCUCUAAUUUAAUCUGACGCUUGUUUUACAUUUCCUGUACACUUCCACACCUAUUGUUGUGAAUGCUUUUGUCGUAUAGUAUAGUCAUUUUGUAGUAUGUAUCACUGACAGACUUAUCUACAGCCAUUUUGUGGCAAAGUGUAGCCUAAGCAUUGGCUUAGAGAUAAAAAUGUUUUCCCGGUA
This is a messenger RNA of Oncorhynchus kisutch (coho salmon), 2947 nucleotides long. Its product is annotated as antigen peptide transporter 2-like. Gene Ontology annotation, cellular component: membrane. Lineage: Eukaryota; Metazoa; Chordata; Actinopteri; Salmoniformes; Salmonidae. The transcript has 11 exons. Gene Ontology annotation, biological process: transmembrane transport. Gene Ontology annotation, molecular function: ATP hydrolysis activity; ABC-type oligopeptide transporter activity; ATP binding. Bases 193 to 2367 code for a protein of 724 amino acids. The record is from RefSeq and is a predicted model, not a curated record.